Molecule: messenger RNA, 592 nt
Organism: Hyalella azteca
Lineage: Eukaryota; Metazoa; Arthropoda; Malacostraca; Amphipoda; Hyalellidae
Exons: 4
Coding region: 26-592 (188 amino acids)
Source: RefSeq, a predicted model, not a curated record
GUCGCCAUGGCAACAAACAAGCAUCAUGGCGCUGGACAGGAAACUCGCUGAGAUCUUCGCAAUUUUCCAGGAUAAAGAUAAGAACACCGUACAUGUCAAGGAUUUGUCCACUAUCCUGCGAGCUCUCGGGCUGGUGCCGAGCGAGGCGGAGGCAGCGAAGGCCGUACAGGCGAUGGUUGGCGAGGAGGCCGCUGACGCCGUACAUCUGGCAGCCUUCCUCACCGGCGCCAAGAACCUCGUGCUGGAACGCAAGUUCUCGGGAUGCAGUAAGGGCGAACUGGUCGCUGCUUUGGAGGUUCUGGCGCGUGAAGGACGCAGCCACCUGCAGCAGGUGCUGCAGCAGCAGCAGCUGGUCGUCGAACCUGAGAGCGGAGUGCCCAGCUACGGUGGCGACGGCAUCACCAAAAUUUUACCGACGGGGGCGCUGUCGAGGUCGGUGCUGGUGUCGCUGCUGUCGAUGCAAGGCGAGCCGCUGGGGGUCGCCGAGUGCGAGGAGCUGCUAGCGUCUCUGCCGCGUCAGGAAGGAGUGGACGGGGCGGUGGACAUCGAGCUGUACGCCGCUAUGCUUGUUCCUGUGUCGCCCUUCUUGUAG